AUGUCAGCACCGGGUUUUGAUGAUUGCCGAAUGGCACUUACCACAGCACACUAUGAGCAAGAAUAUGAACGAGCAGUGGGGCGGACAACGCUUGUUCUAGAAAUCGAGCGAGGUCGGGAAAUUCGUAUGGAGCAAUUACUUCUCCAGUUCGAAAAUGACAGCCUACACUUGCAGCUAGAGGAGACCAGCGAAGAAUUAGUCAGAGCCAGAGAAUCUGAAUCGUGCCUACGCGUCCAAUUCAAUAAAACCCUCAAUGAAGUGAAUCGCUUAAAGAAUAUACUCGCUGCCUCGUCACAUGAAAUAGAGAAUCUUCGAGGCGAACUUGCUUCGCUGGGCAAGACUGCCGUCGAAUCUAAGAGAUUAGUAGACGAUAAUAUUCGCCUAUCGAAAGAACUUUCCAACUUGCAAUUAGAAGCGGAGCGGUUUAGGGUACAAAGCAUCUCUUCCCAGAAUACCGUCGCCGAAAAACAGGCAUUGAGGCGUCAGCUGAUUACGGUCGAAGAGCAAUUGGAGAAUGAAAAGCGCGCCCACGAACGUGUUCAGUCCCGAGAGACUCGUCAGGCAGGGGAAAUUGCCAAUUUGUCCUCGAGACUUGAGGAAGCACGUAAGGAACUUGCAGAGCAAAUACAGGCUCGGGAACGACAAGAGCGCAGUGCUCGUCAGCAAAGACAUGAAAGCGAAGCUCAGCGCGCAGCUCUUGAAGAGAGGAUCGAAGAUCUCAAUCGGAAAUUGCGGCAAGUCAAAGAUCAACUCCAAGAAGCUCAGAGUAAUGGUCAACAGCGGUGUAAUAAUCUCAAAGCAACCGAAAGUCCUCAGCCCCAUGCAAAAUCUCGUGCUUCUAAUCGAACAAUGGGCACCCAAUUUGUACCCGCACUGACCAUUGCAACGCCAGGGGCGAUCAAGUCUUCGAAUAAAGGCGUCAAGCAACCAACAGCUUUGCCUGGCGAUAAAUCGUCUUUCUCGAUUACUCCAUUUUUGAAACGCGCGAGUGAACCUCAAAAUCCUUCGGUUAGUUCUGAUGACGAUUUAAAUGAGCUACACACGGUCACCGUGUGCGCGGGGACGCCUGGAAAAGUCUCCAGUGACAAAAUGAGUUUCGCUGAGAAUGCAACUAUCAGCAGUCCACAGCAAGACGACGAGCUGUUGUCCAGGGGGCAACCGUCUUCAAAGCGGUUGAAACUAUCCCACCAUAUUGGUACCAAGUCCAAAAUGGGCAAAGCAAUGUCCAGGUCACGCUCCCCACAGACUGAUGCCGAAAACCAUGCAGAAGGUGACGAUGUUUCAAAGAACAGGGCCUCUGGUCAUGGUCAGAUGAAAUUGAAGAGGCGUAAGUUGGGGUACCAGCGAGAUAGGAACUUGUUUGAGGAUGAAGAAGACCCGGACAACCAGGACAUCAGAAAGCCAGGGCGUAAACUUGCUCCUGGUUCUGGACGAACUUCCCGAGACGAAAUACAGUUAACCGCCCAAUCCAGUAUAAUGCACGGCCGAGGUUUUGCUACGGGAUUCUCCCCGUUAAAGCGAGACAGAAAGAGAAUGUAG
Messenger RNA from Aspergillus viridinutans, 1539 nucleotides. RefSeq lists its product as uncharacterized. The record is from RefSeq and is a predicted model, not a curated record. Bases 1 to 1539 code for a protein of 512 amino acids. The transcript has 3 exons. Lineage: Eukaryota; Fungi; Ascomycota; Eurotiomycetes; Eurotiales; Aspergillaceae.